Molecule: messenger RNA, 1476 nt
Organism: Miniopterus natalensis
Lineage: Eukaryota; Metazoa; Chordata; Mammalia; Chiroptera; Miniopteridae
Gene: ENKD1
Product: enkurin domain containing 1
Cellular component (GO): cytoplasmic microtubule
Source: RefSeq, a predicted model, not a curated record
CCCUGCCUGGUGUUGAGGGGGAGGGGCCGUGAACGGAUCAGGGAAGUAGGCCAGGAGCCCAGGCGGCUAGUGCAGGCCGCGGAGCGGGAAUGGAGGGCACGACCGGGCUCACGGUCGGGUCCAGGGAGUAGGCACGGGGCUGAGGAAGGAGGUCCGGGACCCCGGAUACGCAGCCUGGCAGGCCUCGGUGCACCAUUACAGGGCGGCGACGGCGGCAUGUGCGAGGGCCCGUCCCGCAUUUCGGGGCCCAUCCCCCCAGACCCUACUCUCUGUCCUGACUACUACCGACGGCCCGCCUCGGCCCAAGGGCGCCUUGAAGGAAACGCGCUGAAGCUGGACCUGCUGACCUCGGACCCGGAUCUGGACGCCACCCCGCCCCGCGGCCCCCGCAUCCGUCCCGGAGCCAGAGAGAUCCUGGAGCGAGGCCGAUGCGGCGUGGGGGGCAUGUUGCUGCAACUUGGGGGUAUUUCCCUAGGCCCAGGGGCCUCUCCCAAGAGGAAGGACCCUAAAGACCAUGAGAAGGAGAACCUGAAGAGGAUCAAGGAGAUCCAGAGGCGCUUCCGUGAGCAGGAGCGCAGCCGGGAACAGGGCCAGCCCAGGCCCCUGAAGGCUCUGUGGCGCUCACCCAAGUAUGACAAAGUUGAGUCCCGGCUCAAGGCCCAGCUGCAGGAGCCUGGCCCUGCCUGUGGGACAGAGACCGUGCACUUCCUGCGGGCACACUCUCGCUGUGGCCCUGGGCUCCCACCACCCCGUGUCCCCAGUCCCCAGCUAACCCCACCAGAUCCCAAAGCCAAGGGGCCAAGCUUGGGUGUGGACUUCAUUAGCCACAAUGCCCGCACUGCCAAGAGGGCCCCCCGGCGGCAUUCCCGCUCGCUGCAGGUCCUGGCACAAGUGCUGGAACAGCAACGGCAAGCCCAGGAGCACUACAACGCCACACAGAAGGGUCACGUGCCCCAUUACUUGUUGGAGCGUAAGGAUCUGUGGUGACGGGAGGCUGAGGCCCGCCAACAUAGCCAGCCGGAUCCUGCCAUGCCCCCUGGCCACACUCGCAUGCCCGAGAACCAGCGUUUGGAGACACUAAGCAAUCUGCUCCAGAGCCAGAGCCAGCUGCUGCGUGAGCUGGUGCUGCUGCCUGCCAGGGCAGACUCAUUAAGGGCCCAGGGCCAUCGUGCUGAGCUGGACCGGAAGCUGGUGCAGGUAGAGGAGGCCAUCAAGAUUUUUUCCCGCCCCAAGGUCUUCGUGAAGAUGGAUGCUUGAGCCCUUUUAUAGGGGUAGUGACAGGGGUCCUAGCUGAGGAUCACUGCAUGGUUGCAAAGGACAGGGUCAGGCCCCAUCAUAGAGUCCAAAGACAUAAGCAGUAGGUGGGGAACAGUAUCCCCACAGCACUUUUCUUAGCCACUGGUGGCUGCAGAAGGGCCCUCCUAGCCCAGCCUCUUAAUCCCUUUGUCAAAAUUAAACUUUUUAUACACAGUGGGA